GCCGCGCCGAGCCAGCGCCGGCAGCAUGAGGAGCGGCGCCGCCGCCGCAGCCGCUGGGUCCGCGGGACAGGCGGAGCAGGAAUAACAUGUGUGGAAGUACUUGCUGUUGUUGAUCACCUGUACCCUGGCACAAGAGCUCCAGCUUAGUCAUUCUCCUCAAGCUCUGCUCUCAGAACAUGGAGGAAAACGAUGAUGAAAAAUACAAUCAAGCUGGCCAGAUAUUUGAAAACUUUGUACAAGCAUCAACAUGCAAAGGCACCAUUCAGGCCUUCAAUAUUCUCACUCGCCAACUUGAUUUAGAUCCUUUGGACAAUAGAAGCUUUUACACCAAACUGAAAUCGAGGGUGACCACAUGGAAGGCCAAAGCUUUGUGGAACAAGCUUGAUAAAAGAGCAAGUCACAAAGAGUAUAAACGCGGGAAGUCUUGUAUGAACACUAAGUGUUUAAUUAUUGGGGGUGGCCCCUGUGGCCUGCGGACUGCCAUAGAACUCGCCUUCCUGGGAGCCAAGGUUGUCGUCGUGGAGAAGCGGGACACUUUCUCAAGGAACAAUGUGCUGCAUCUCUGGCCCUUCACCAUCCACGACCUCCGGGGGCUGGGAGCGAAGAAAUUUUACGGAAAGUUCUGUGCAGGAUCUAUUGAUCACAUCAGUAUUCGGCAGCUUCAGCUCAUCCUCUUCAAAGUUGCACUUAUCCUGGGAGUCGAAAUUCACGUGAACCUGGAAUUCGUGAAAGUCCUGGAGCCUCCUGAAGAUCAAGAAAACCAAAAGACAGGUUGGAGGGCUGAAUUUCUCCCCAUGGAUCACCCUUUGUCAGAGUAUGAAUUUGAUGUUAUCAUUGGUGCAGAUGGCCGCAGGAACACGUUGGAAGGCUUCAGAAGGAAAGAAUUCCGUGGAAAGCUGGCUAUUGCAAUCACUGCCAAUUUUAUAAACAGAAAUACAACCGCAGAAGCCAAGGUAGAAGAAAUUAGUGGGGUUGCUUUCAUCUUCAACCAGAAGUUCUUCCAGGACCUGAAAGAGGAAACGGGGAUUGACCUGGAGAAUAUUGUUUACUAUAAAGACAGCACGCAUUAUUUUGUGAUGACAGCAAAAAAGCAGAGUCUUCUGGACAAAGGAGUGAUUAUUAACGACUCCAUGGAUACCGAGCUGCUUCUCUGUGGGGAAAAUGUGAACCAGAGCAAUUUGCUGUCCUACGCCAGGGAAGCUGCUGACUUUGCAACCAACUACCAGCUGCCUUCCUUGGAUUUUGCAAUAAAUCACUAUGGCCAGCCAGAUGUAGCAAUGUUUGAUUUUACCUCCAUGUAUGCAUCUGAAAACGCUGCGCUGGUGAGAGAGAGGCACAGACAUCAGCUCCUGGUGGCGCUUGUUGGAGAUAGUUUGCUUGAGCCCUUCUGGCCGAUGGGCACUGGCUGUGCAAGAGGCUUCUUGGCUGCCUUUGACACCGCGUGGAUGGUGCGGAGCUGGGCGCAGGGGAAGCCUCCGCUGGAGAUCCUGGCUGAACGAGAGAGUAUUUAUCGACUCUUGCCUCAGACGACCCCUGAAAAUAUUAAUAAGAACUUUGACCAGUACACCAUUGACCCGGGAACAAGAUACCCAAACUUGAACUCGAGCUGUGUUCGACCUCACCAGGUGAGACAGUUAUAUGUUACCAAUGAGCUACAGCAGUGUCCUCUUGAAAGAGUGAGCUCCAUUAGAAGAUCAGUGAACCUCACAAGACAAGAGUCAGAUAUUCGGCCUAACAAGCUUUUGACGUGGUGCCAGAAGCAGACAGAGGGAUACCGAAACGUUAAUGUCACUGACCUGACCACCUCCUGGAAAAGUGGCCUUGCUCUGUGUGCCAUCAUCCAUCGCUUCAGGCCUGACCUCAUUGACUUCGACGCCCUGAACGAGGAGGACGUGGUGAGGAACAACCAGCUGGCCUUUGACGUGGCCGAGCAGGAGUUCGGGAUCCCCCCGGUGACCACGGGCAAGGAGCUGGGCUCGGCCGGAGAGCCCGACAAGCUCAGCAUGGUGCUGUACCUGUCCAAGUUCUACGAGCUGUUCCGGGGCACCCCUCUGCGGGCAGUAGAUGCUGCUGAGAAGCAAAAUGGAGAAAAUAAUGAUCUUGGUUUACCAAAAUCAUCGAAUUUCAUCUUUAAUAAUUAUAUCAAUUUAACUUUACCAAGAAAACGAGUACCAAAGACCGAAGGGAAAACAGAAGAAAAUGAGACUAACAAAAGGCGUCGGAAAGGACUCUUCGGUGUCUUUGAGCAGACUUCAGGCCUUCCAAGCCAGGGGACAAACAGUGGGAAAGAACAGAGUGAUGGCAGAGAAGGAAUGAACCAGAACAGGGUCAAAUCAAUGGCAACUCAGCUGCUGGCAAAGUUUGAAGAGAACACUUCAAAUACAAUUCUGCGGAGACAGGAGCUAACAGAUAGACCAGCCCUGCUCUCCUCUGACCCUCCUGUUAAUCCUCGCUUUGCUAAACCUACGGAUCCAAGCCUUUUUCCACCUCAACCAAAAAGGCAGAAAAGAGCUCAGACCAUAGCAAAUAGGGAAUUCCAUAAAAAGAACAUUAAAGAGAAGGCAGCACAUCUCGCCUCAAUGUUUGGAUACAUGGAGUUUCCGAAGAAUAAGCUACCUACUAAAGGCUUAUCCCAUUCUCAGCCCCCAACUCCCUCUUGCCCUCCACCUCAUCAUUCAGCUGUUGCUGCUUCAUCAUCUGUUGGUUCAGCUUCCUCUGCUGUUUCUUCUCAACAGACGACUGUAGGAAAGGUCUCACGUGCAAUUGGAGCUGUGGCUGAAGUUCUUGUAAAUCUGUAUGUGAAUGAUCACAGGCCCAAGCCACAGCUUGAACUGAAGCGAUCUCUGGACAGAGCUGCAGGUUCUUGCCCCUUCUCUCACUCUCCAUCUGCUGCCUCCACUGCUCAGAGCUGUCAGGUACUGGGAAGCCAAGGUUCUCUGCGAAAAGAAUUCCCCAAGUCCAUCGGGGGGAGUGACACUUGUUAUUUCUGCAAGAAACGGGUCUAUGUCAUGGAGCGGCUGAGUGCAGAAGGCCACUUCUUUCACAGGGAGUGCUUCAAGUGUGAAAUAUGUUCUACAACACUCCGCUUAGGAAUUUAUGCCUUUGAUGUUGAAGAAGGUAAAUUUUACUGUAAACCUCAUUUUACGCACUGCAAAAUCAGUACGAAACACAGAAAGAGAAGGGCAACAAUACAGAUCCACGGAAAGGAGGCGAUAGACGCAUGGAAGAAAGUGGAAGCCAAACCCACCGAGAUCACCACAGAAAGCACUUUGUCCACUGCUAGCAGUCCAGAGGACAGGUCCCCAGGCUGCUGCCUGCCCGUGGCUGACGAGCCCACCUCCCCCAAGAAGGCGAAGAGCGUCCCCGAGCAGCACGAGAUGGAGCGCUGGUUCUCACCCCCUUCCCCCGAGUGGGCCAUCGUGAGGGUCAUCCCCGAGGAGGAGAUGGCUGAGCACAACCUCCUUGCAGUUCGAGUCAUGGUCACCAGUGAUGCUAGCAGCUCUGAGCUGGAGUCUGAUUUCAACGGGGACUCCUCGAACUCGGAGGUGAGCGAAGGGCAGACCUGGCUGCUGGAGCCCCGUGCCUGCUCCAGCCCCAUCCAGAGGUGGGCAUCGCUCAUCAGGAGCCCCGCCGUGCCCGAGGAAAGCUCCAAAACAUCCAAAGUCGCUGAUGCACUCCAGAGAGCCAACAAUUUUCAGUCGACGGCAUUAAAUAAGUAUCAGAGCUGGAGGAGGAAAAUCCAAACGAGCUUUCCUCUGCUGUCGAGCAAGAAACCCGGGCUACACGGGAAGGACAGCUCAGCCAGCUGCCAGAGUGGUGCUGCAGAGGAGCAUUCCCAAACACAGUUGGCUUCUUACAAGAGGACAACAGAAAUUCCAAGAGGACCUUUCAAACCCUGCAGCCCAGUAUUUCAAAGAAAAGGAAAAGCCAGGGAGGUGUCUGAAGACACGCAUUGCUAUGUUCCCCACUCUCCUUUUCAGAGCAGCACCACAGGUCCUUCACUGACUCCUCUUGGGAAUGGGACACUGGCUGCUGAUUUUCAUGAGCCUGAAGACCCAGACAGAGACACUGGGACACACUCAGCCUGGGACUGGAAGGAAAAAACGUGGAAAUACAACUCUGAACCAGGGCACUUUAACAGGAAGACAAAAACACUGUCAUCUCUGGAUUUGAAAGAGAAAGAUGGCAAAAAUACCAGGCACCCAGGAGAAAAGCUUGAGCAAGAACUGAAGGAGGCAAAACAGAGGCUGGGGCUUCGUAAUAAACAGCAGCCCUUGAAUGGCUCAAACAGGACAGACUCGGGUGGGAGCAGCCCAGGGCAUGGAAACAACGGAGCUCUGGAGAAAAAGGAUGCAGGAUGGAGAAAAGAACGCUCUGGUUGUCCUGGGCCUCUCUUACUUGUAGAUGGUGCUCCACCAACUCCAUCAGUGGACACAAAGGAUGCUCUGAGGAUUGCAGAUGUGGUUUCCAGGGAGCAUGCAGCCGGCCAGCCAAAAUCCCCGCUGAGGCUCAUAGCCAAUGUUAUCAAAAGGUCCAUUUGGGAGCCUCUAACCUCAGCUCCAGAAGGGAUAAAGCAGGACUCGGACAGCAAAGUCAAAGCCUCUUCAGAACAAGCCUUCUUCAGCUUCCCCAGCACUCCUGGGUAUUCCCUAAGCCAAAGGAACAGGAACAACAAUAAUACUCAGUCACAGGAUACUAAAGUAAGGGAGUGGGCAGGAAAAUACGUGGGAGAUGAGAGCGCUUACUCAAAUCUAUCUCGUCCUUCUGUGGGCUCUGAAGGGAUAUCUCUGAGGGAUUACAGGGAAGAGGUAUCCUUCACACCCUACAGGCUUUCCAAGACAACCCAUAUACCUCAGAAACCAGCUUGCACUAGGAUGGAGGAAGUCCCAGGACUCCUAGAAAAGUUUACCUUUGAAGACAGUCCUCUAGGAGCUCCCAUGGAUGAAAUAUGUAUCCGUAAGAAAAAGUCCACUCUUCUUUCAUCUGCAGAGCCCAAGAGCUCCUUCAAGGACAGUCUGGAUGACUCUGCACAAAAAGGGUCACUCUUCAACAGAAUGAGAAGCAAAGCUUGUGAAAGGGAACAGAACUCUUUGGUGUCAUCUCUGCCAAUCAUUAAGGACCAUUCUCCAGAAGGGUUGUUCAGUCCUUUCACAGGAUAUGAACACCUACCUGUCAGAAGACAAGCCACUGAGUGUUCUACUUCAUCCUCCGAUGAGGAAUUUGAAUCCAAGCCUUCAUUAACACACAAGGCAAAAAGGGCUAUCAGAAAGAGAAGGAAGCUGGAGAAGGAGACAAAGCAGCUGAUUAAACAAGAGGAGCUGAAGAGGCUUCACAAAGCACAGGCAGUCCAGCGCCAGCUAGAAGAACUGGAGGAAAGACAAAGAGCACUGGAGAUUUUUGGUGUCAAACUGGAGAGAGAACUAAGAGGAGAAGCAGAUUCAGGCACAAAGGACGAAAAUCAGAUGCUUCAUGAAUGGUUUGAGCUGGUCAUGGAGAAGAACAAAUUAAUGCGUUAUGAGUCUGAGCUCCUGAUUAUAGCCCAAGAGCUAGAAUUGGAGGACCACCAAAGCAGGCUGGAACAAAAGCUGAGAGAGAAAAUGGCCAUUGAUGACAGCCUUAAAGACGAGAUGGAUCUGAACGAGGAGGAUGAAAUUUUUACCGAGAUGAUGAAAGUGGUUGAAGAAAGGGACAGACUCGUAUGUACCUUAGAAGAGCAGAGAGUGAAAGAGCGAGCAGAAGAUCAGCACUUCAAAAGCCUUAUAUUAUCCACAGGUUAUCAGCUGAGCAGGAUUUAAACAGCCACGUCCAAAUAAACAUCCUUUCACCAGUAUUCCCUAUCACGGAGAUACAGUCUUCUGGAAAAUGAAGGAAUUCGAAUUUAAAAUCAGCUUAUUUGGGAAACACAUCAUUUUGUUAUCAAAAGCUUUAAAGCAGUUCUUUUGCUUAUACCAGAGACAGUCAUUUCACUGUCAGCUCAAAGGAUCUCUGGGAUACAGAUUUGGACUGAAUUUGUCUGUCUGAUGGGCACCAGGGUCUGUGAAAGGGAAAUCAGAGCUCCAUUAUUCUCUUGGAAUUUUAUUUUAAUGCUGAGAGUAGAGUUUCUGAGGAACAUGAUGACAUCAUUUAGUAUUUCUGAGACAGCCUUACUUUCCAUCUGUUUGUCUGAAUCUCUGUGUGGCUUUGUUAAUAUUUUGGCACAGCCAAACCAUGGCCAACUAUAGAAAAGUCAGAAAAAAAGCCUCUCAUGAAAAUAGGGUUAGUCUUUAUUUCUGGUGGAGGAAGAGUCAUUUGACUAAUGACUACAUAUAAGCACUUACUAAAACUACUGUAAGUAUAAGCAUUUACUAAAACUACUGUAAGUGCAAUGUCAGAAAUUAAUUUUUCAGGUAUUUAUCAGUUUUAUUGCACUGUGUAUUUUUGAACAAGAAGUAAAAGCAAUAUUAAAUCCCUGCCUCUUGUAAAAUGGUAAGGGAUUAUCAAAGGGGUGACUAUCCUUACAGCUGUUACAUGCUCAAAAAGGUUUCUGUAUCUCAGAGAUUAAGGUCUUUAAAAUAAGAGAAAAGAUAAUUUAAAAACAGUAAUUCAGACCCAAUUGAUAUUUAUAGGGCAGACUUUACUAUGACAGACUUUACAAUUUCUUCAUAAAAUACAUCACAAAUUGUAUUGUUGGGAGUGAUGAAUGGAAUAGCAAUGAAAGACUUCCCUGAGAGUAACCUCACAAAAAGACUGCAAAAAAUGUUGAGUUUUUAAUAUCGAUAUUUGAUAGAAAAUAUUGUGAGGCUAUUUAAAUUACAUUUAUCUUGCUGCUUGAGAAUACAUGCAUUUUUUUUUGCUUAAAGGGACCAUCUCCUAUCUUUUUUGUACGUGCAUUUGUAGAUAUUGGCAAAACAGCGUGCAGAAAUUCUCCUAAUUUAAGUAACUUCUUAAAACUGAGAUAAUUCUGCAAUUUAAGAUUGGUAAUAUUCCCAACUAUAUGUGUGAUGCACUAGAUUUUCAAACUGGACAAAAUAAGGGGAAACUGAAAGACUGAUUUGGGGGUUUUUUGAAUAUCAGUUUACCUCGUGCUCUGAGAAGAUUUGAUGUUCUCAUUAUUUUGUGAUUGGUGCUAAUUUGCAGCAUCUGCCUAUGGUACAGCCAAAGAUAGAAGCAUUCCUGUUAAAAAAGCUUUAAACUGGAAAACCUCUUUGUGAGUACGGGUAAAGUAACAGACACACUGGAUCCUGUCACAGUAAUUUAUGAGUUAUCUUCAGGUGUUUUUGGGUUUUGUUUGGGUGGUGUUUUUUAGGUGUUUUUGGUUUUUUGGUGGGUUUUGUUGUUGUUGUUGUUUUGGGUUUUUUUUGGGGGGGGGGUUUGUUUUGUUUUUUUUGUUGGUUGGUUUGGUUUGGUUUUGGUUUGUUGUUGUUGUUGUUGUUUGGGUUUGGUUUUUUUGUUUCCAUAUUGCAAGAAAUUUGAAAUACCCUUUCUAAAGGUAAAAGCAAGUUUUUGCUAUUGGCCACACUUAAAUAAUAUACCUCUGUUGGUGCAAGCUUUAUACUAUUGCUCUGCAGUAUUUAUUUAUAUUUAUUUAUUAGACUGUUUAGAGAGGGUAAGCAUGUCUGGUUACAUUUUACAGUUUGGAUGUUGUCUCUGAUUUUGAUUGAAAAAUGUGUAUUUCUAACAGCAGUGUACAGCAAAGCUGUGCAUUGUAGAGUACAGAGCUUUACAGAUUUGGUAAAUAAUUAGCAAUAAAAUAUGAAUUAAGCUUUUAAACAGUGUUCUCAGUGACCAUAACUUGAAGGGAUACCCUUAAAACACAGCAUUCAGGGCUUUAACAUAUAAUUUGUCUUUCAUCACAGUGAAAAGACAUUGAGGAAUCCUUACAUGUGUUCCAAAAUAACCACCAGAGUUUUUUUUUUUUCCUCCCUCUCAUUCAGAGGCUAAGCACACCUGAUCUUCAGAUGACAUUUUUACUGAGAUGGAUUGCAGUGAUUGAUUUUUUUAAACUAACUCUAUUACUUAAGAGUGACACAAAGUAUUUUAAUUUUCUCUGUUAAGAUCUGCUGGUCUUUCCAGUUUUGUGGAGAAAAUUUCUGCAUUUUAUCACUGUCCCCAAUCCUGCCUCAUGCAGUCCUGUAGAAAAAGCCAGUCUAGGAAAUGUCAUCGUUUUCUGUGAGAGUCAUAACGAUUUCAAGGUAUUUUUUAAAAGUUUGAAAGCAAAAUGCUUAGAGCUUUGCACAGGAGGAGAAUUCUGUGAAUUCUGCAGAAAUCCCCAGUUAUAUCAAAGAUUGGGGUUUUCACCUCACUUUUGCAAUUAAGAAUCCAUUCACAUUAGUGUUGCUGUUGUAAAUUAGUGUUGCUGUUGUAAAUAAGCCCUGAGAUUUCAGGUUACAGCAGAUACCUGUUCAGCUGUAAAACCAAACUCCAAAGGGUGCUUUCCCUUUAGCUCCAAAGAUUUGCGUUCUUGAGAGUAUCAGAGUCCACAGAAGCUGAGAGCCAUCAGAACUUUACGGACAUCAAAAAUCCUCUUUGCUAAAGAAACACUUUUCUGCAUGCCCCCUGUGGUUGUUACACAUGCUCCACCCAAAACGGUCGGCUCUUGGGUGGAAAAACCCGUCAGGCUACUGCUGCCCUGCCUGAUGUUAAGUACCUCACAAGAUUAGAUCAAAAAGUAAACCGUGUGAUUUAGAAAAUCAUAAACUCCUAAGUCAUUUAAAGCAGGCCUUUGUGUAUUGUGAGAGUAGAGAAGGGGGUUAAAAAAAAAAAAAAAGAAAAAAAAAAAAAAAGAGAGAAGCUAUGUGCACUGUUCACAGGUCAGUUUCAUAUGGUUGGCUUGUACUAGAAAUGUAUUUAAACACUGGUUUGGUUAUCAGUUUUCUUGCUGCUCAAAUCUUUUCUGUUACUUGGCUCACUAAUUUAUAAUAGAUUUGUUCAUUUUUAAGUUCAUGGCACUGUCAUUUCGGGGUAUAAUGUGAUGUGCUGGAAUGUACUGAGUGUGUCAGAAUGGGCUGGUUGUGAGAAAUUUUCUAUUUGAAAGAAUAAAAUUCUGUCUUACUCUUUGAA
This is a messenger RNA of Hirundo rustica (Barn swallow), 9039 nucleotides long. RefSeq names its product microtubule associated monooxygenase, calponin and LIM domain containing 2 (gene MICAL2). Lineage: Eukaryota; Metazoa; Chordata; Aves; Passeriformes; Hirundinidae. Gene Ontology annotation, molecular function: protein binding; FAD binding. The record is from RefSeq and is a predicted model, not a curated record. The transcript is spliced from 35 exons. The coding region runs from base 177 to 5795 and encodes 1872 amino acids.